Molecule: messenger RNA, 1644 nt
Organism: Sitophilus oryzae (rice weevil)
Lineage: Eukaryota; Metazoa; Arthropoda; Insecta; Coleoptera; Curculionidae
Gene: Fpps
Product: farnesyl pyrophosphate synthase
Exons: 8
Coding region: 196-1497 (433 amino acids)
Biological process (GO): trans, trans-farnesyl diphosphate biosynthetic process
Cellular component (GO): cytoplasm
Molecular function (GO): (2E,6E)-farnesyl diphosphate synthase activity; dimethylallyltranstransferase activity
Source: RefSeq, a predicted model, not a curated record
AGAGCAUUGUUUUCGUUCCCUCCUUGUUCAUAGAAGCGCGUUUAUAAACGAAAACGUUUGAUAUCUUCGGCCAGUUUCACGCCAGUUUUCAAAACCGGUUCGAAGAUUAAUAUUCUCGUCGUGUUAUGCACGUGGUAUUUGGUAGUUUAUACAUCCCAGAGUUUUGCGUAAUAAUUGACUGAUUAUAUUGGGAAAAUGUUUUCGCUGAAAGUCAGCAAAAACCGAUCUUGCCGAGAAGUUUUUCGCGAGCUGCGUAGAGCGAUCAGCAAAACUUCCACGGACAAAAACAGCGAUGUUAUAUCGCGAACGCCAGAAAAUUACAUGCCCAAAUUAGAUUUAAAUUACGACAAAAGCGAUAAUUACAUGAAAUGGAUGAAGCAGGUCCAACAUAACAAUAUACGGGCUUUGUCAACCAUUCAACGUAGUCUAGUCAAUGCAAACCCGGCAUCUACGUUGCUAGUCAGUAAGGAACAAUCCAGAGAUUUUAUGGCACUAUUUCCAGAUAUAGUCCGGGAACUGACAGAUGCCGGCAGACAGCAAGAAUUGCCAGAAGUCAUGCGCAGAUUUGCUAGGGUAUUACAAUACACAGUCCCUUCUGGCAAAAAAAAUCGAGCUCUGCUAACAGCCAUGGCCUACAAUAUGCUGGAGGAUUCUGAUAAACUAACUACAGAAAAUGUUAGAUUAGCUCAUAUUUUAGGAUGGUGCACUGAAAUUAUGCAAGCAUUUUUCCUGGUGACUGAUGACAUCAUGGACAAGUCAGAAACGCGCAGGGGUCAGCCAUGUUGGUAUCGCCAGCCGGGAGUUGGUCUAAACGCAUUUAACGAUGGUAUUAUGAUGCAAAGUGGAAUAUUUGCAAUACUCAAAAAAUACUUCAGGUACCACCCUGCCUACGUCCCAAUAAUGGAAUUAUUCCACGACGUCAUGUUAAAGACCAGCUAUGGUCAAAGCUUGGACACUAUGUGUCUAGAUGAGAAUGGCAAACCUCGACUGGAAGAGUUCACCAUGAAGAGGUACAUGUCAUUAGUGAAAUAUAAGACUGCUUAUUAUAGUUUUCAAAUGCCUAUCGCCUUAGCUAUGUAUUUAGCUAACAUGUUCGAUGAAGAACAACACAGGCAGGCCAAAACUAUAUUAUUAGAGAUGGGUCAAUUUUUCCAAAUUCAGGAUGAUUUUCUGGAUUGUUUUGGAGAUCCAUCCGUAACCGGUAAAAAAGGAACUGAUAUUCAAGAUGGCAAAUGUAGUUGGUUGGCAGUGGUAGCUCUCCAAAGAGCCACACCAGAUCAACGCAAAAUAAUGGAGGAACAUUAUGGCAGGUCUGAACCAGAAUCGGUAGAAACGAUUCGACGACUCUACGAGGAACUGUGCCUGCCAAACACCUACGCCAUCUACGAGGAAGAAAGCUACAAUAUCAUUAAGACGCACAUCCAACAGAUUUCGAAAGGACUGCGCCACGAUAUGUUCUUUAAAAUUAUGGAGAAAAUAUACAAACGCGAAUGUUAGAUUGUAACGGUACCUGCAAAUUUAAUUAUACAAUACGUAAUUAUAGUUUAGGUGUAAGGAAUCUAUGUUUUCUUUUUAUAUCGGAUAUUAUUUUGCUAUGUAAGUAUUUCGACUUUAAUAACUGCAAAUAUAUUGGUAUUUAUGGAA